This is a messenger RNA of Dendrobium catenatum, 624 nucleotides long. RefSeq names its product protein disulfide-isomerase 5-1. The record is from RefSeq and is a predicted model, not a curated record. NCBI's taxonomy places the organism in Eukaryota, Viridiplantae, Streptophyta, Magnoliopsida, Asparagales, Orchidaceae. Gene Ontology annotation, cellular component: endoplasmic reticulum. Gene Ontology annotation, molecular function: protein disulfide isomerase activity. Bases 80 to 529 code for a protein of 149 amino acids. Gene Ontology annotation, biological process: protein folding. The transcript is spliced from 4 exons.
GGCCCGGCCCGGCCCGACCCGUUCUUCCAUAGUCUCGCUUUUUCUGGGUCCGUGAUCGCGACGCCGAAGAGGCCGCGCCAUGGAACUUUUUCUCCGCCGCCCUACAUGCGUAUUGCUCAUCCUCGUCCUUCUGCCGAUCGCUUUUCGUUGUUCGAACGGAGAAGUGGUCACUCUCACCGCCGAUACGUUCACAGAUAAGGUUAAGGAGAAAGAUACUGUGUGGUUUGUGAAGUUUUGUGUUCCUUGGUGUAAAUAUUGUAAAAAAUUAGGAACACUUUGGGAAGACUUGGGAAAGGCUGUGGAAGCUGAAGAUGAGAUAGAGGUAGGAGAGGUUGAUUGCAGUCUGAACAAAGCAGUAUGCACCAAAGUGGAUAUUCACUCAUAUCCCACUUUUAAGAUAUUCUAUGAUGGAGAGGAGUUUGCGAAAUACCAAGGAAAAAAGGAUGUUGAGUUACUUAAAGCAUUUGUUCUGAAGGAAGCAGAUAAAGCUACAAAAUCUAACCUGGAAGAUGAUCAGGAUGAGUUAUGAUAUGUGAUCGAAUUGUUUCAUUCCCACUUGGAUUUAGUUAUUGUUUCAAAUUUCACCUUCUUAGUAUUUAAUAAUUUUUUGAAGUGCUUUUGUCA